Molecule: messenger RNA, 1844 nt
Organism: Adelges cooleyi (spruce gall adelgid)
Lineage: Eukaryota; Metazoa; Arthropoda; Insecta; Hemiptera; Adelgidae
Exons: 6
Coding region: 165-1379 (404 amino acids)
Source: RefSeq, a predicted model, not a curated record
GGACGCGGCCCGUAUACGACAGACUAUCGAUACGCGAACAGAAACGACGAGCCGCCGCGAGAAAACGCAAUAAUUGUAUUUUCAAAUUAUAUAUAUAUAUAUUAUUUUUCCUGUGACUUAACUCGGCGAAUUUUUCUCAAAUCGUUCAAAACCCGGAAAACGACAUGGCCAAGUUGGCGUUUUUGUCGGCGUUUGCAGCGGUCGCCUUGUUGGCCGCGUCGGCCGUCCAAGCCGUGCCGGUAGAGGCAUCGUCCGACGGUAAAACCGGUGAUUCAAUAACCGCCGUACAACCUGAGGUCGUUGAUGAUGUGUUGAUUAGUAAACCUGACGAUGUAGUCAAGGAAAAACCUGCGGAUGUACAAAAACCUUCUGCCAAACAAGAAAUCGACGAAGUACCCCAAAAACCCACCUUACAGACCAAUGUCCGCCCGCAGCAAUUCCCCAGUUUUAACCCACAGUGGUUCCCAUUGCCCCAACAACAAUCGGACAUGUUCUACUCGCCAUUCCCAAUGUUUAAUUCGCCGUUCAACAGGUUGUUCCAGGCUUACAACCAAGAAUUCAGAGCACCCGAAGUGAUAAUAAUAAACCCAAAAGCUACCGUUUCGUCCAACCGUACAUCAGUUACACCGAUUCCGUUAUUAAUCAGCGCCUUGCUUAAUGCUUUUCGGCCAGAGCCGACAGGUAUUUUGUCGCAAUUUGAAAAAGAACUAACAGAUUUUGACGAUAUAACGAAAACCGACACGGACGAGGUGGAACCGAGUUUACCAGCAAAUAAGACCACAACCAGAACUGAGAUUAUUGACGGCCACGUUGUACAGAUAAAUGAAACCACUUACAGCAGUGGAGACGAUAACAACAAAAGCUUCUUCCACUUUAAAAAGAUUCACGUGUUGCCUCAAGAACCACUACCCCAACAACCAGAGGAUAAAAAACCUGAUCCGGUUCAUCCAUCUGUCGCAACUGACAGUGUCAGCCCUUCCAAGAUAAUAGCCGAACCUUUGACGGUCAACGAUCGGUUCCAAGCGGCUGCGACCAGUUAUCGCCCGUAUGCGCCGUACAACAUGCGACCCUUGUUGAUGCCGUACCAGCCCAACUUAUACCACAACCGCGGUCAAGGUCACGGCCCCAGCAAAUUAGUGCUGGCCCCGGCCGGCGCCGUCGACAGGCCCGUGAGCUUAGUGGGCGAUACGAUGGUUAACGAUUUGGCAUUUGCGCAACAGCAAGCUUCCGGUUUGCAUCAACUGCCCCCGGACGUGGAGAUCAUCGACGUGCACGGGAAGCCGCAACGCGGAAACCAAGAAUCCGUGCCUUACUAUUACAACACCAUCGAAAAUUCCAGUCAAAAAAAAUCUACUAAAUUUCCCGGUUACAAAUACUGACCGAUAACCCCGUGCUAGAUGUACAGCCGUUAAAUAACAUAAUUGAUACUGUCGGUGCUACUAUUCAUGUCGUGUCAAUAAUUACAUAUUAUCUAGAGCUAGUUUUUUUUAUAUUUAUUCCUACACAGAAACUAAAGGUCAGUGGCGUAUUUCUACGAGGGAGGGGACGAUCCUGCUCCUUGGCCUUAGUAUAGUUAGAAAACAUAUAUACUUAAAAGUAAUAUUAUACAGAGAAAUACGGAAAACUUAACUGCAAAAAACAAAGGUCAAGGGGUGCGAUCUAUCCUCCGUAUCCUCACCACCCCCAUAAAUACCCCACUGCUAAGAGUAUCAAGUAAUCAUGGUGCUUUUCGCUUCUACUCCAUCGCUAUACAUGACAGACAAACAUGAUAUUUUGUAAAGUAACUAUUAGUUAUAGAUGUCCUUGUGUAUAAGAUCUCAAUUAUAUUAGUUAUGUCGCCCAAA